UUAGAAAUAUUGAUUUAAUGCUUGACCUACCUUUUGCUUAGCGUUGUACCUGACGAACGAAGUAAAUUGGGCAUCUUGUUAAUUCAAGAAUAUGAAAUUAAAAGGUACUUCAGUGGCAGUAUUAGCGUUGGUGCUGGUCUGCUUGGGUAAGUGGGAGUAUUGUAAGCUGCUACUGGUGCGGGACUUCGAGGCGCAGGCGCGGGUCGUGCUGGCGGAGCAGGGGCUCGGGCCGGCGGAGUACGCCGCGCUGGGUCAAGUGUAUGAUGACGUGCGGCACACCCUGACCCGGGCCUGGCUGGAUGUUGAGGUGUUCCCCAUUGGUUCAUUGUUCACUAGAUUGGCUUUAAAGAAUUGCGACGUUGAUCUGGUGGUGAACGUGAAUGAUGACAGUGAGGUGUCAGAGCGUGCGCGGGUGUUGCUGCUGCGGUCGCGCGCCCGCUACCGGCGCGUGGCUCGCGGCGGCUCCCGCGCCGGCGCGCGACCCACGCUGGUCCUGCACUUCACCCACAUUGCCUCGGGCAGGAAGUGCGACCUCAGCUUCAGUAGCCAAACCAGUGUCGAGAACAGCUUACUCUUAACCUACUACUUAAAACUGGACGAAAGAAUAAAGCCUCUCAUAUCCCUCGUCAAAGUUUGGAUCAAUCACUUGGACAAUUCUAAACAUUUUAGAAGUCACAUUCUGUGUCUUUUAGUUAUUUUUUAUUUGGAACAAAAGCAUAUUGUUCCCCCACCCAUUGUCCUUCAGGAAAAUUUAAGUGAUAAUUAUAGGAAUGGAUGGGACACGAACUUUAAUAUGAUACCAUUCAAAUCAAAUAAUACGGAGAGUCUGUAUCAACUGUUGGGAGGAUUCUUUAAAUACUACAGUAUAUUUAACUUUAGAGACAAUGUGUUAGCAGUUCGAAACGGCAAGACUUACCAUAGAAGCGUGUUCCGGAACAUCAGCACUAUCCCUGAAGAGUUUUCAGAUUACAAAGAUUAUCUAAAGAGGCCUGACAGCACGCCGCUGAACUUGGACAAGGAUUUAUGUAUUCAAGAUGCCUUUGGUCAAAACUAUAACAUAGCGGACACUGUGCCCAGCGACCUGGCUGCUGACUUCCUAUCUCAUCUGUAGUUUGCCGCAAAA
Trichoplusia ni (cabbage looper) is the source of this 1123-nucleotide messenger RNA. RefSeq names its product terminal uridylyltransferase cid1-like. Lineage: Eukaryota; Metazoa; Arthropoda; Insecta; Lepidoptera; Noctuidae. Gene Ontology annotation, molecular function: RNA uridylyltransferase activity. The coding region runs from base 92 to 1111 and encodes 339 amino acids. The transcript has 3 exons. The record is from RefSeq and is a predicted model, not a curated record.